Vombatus ursinus (common wombat) is the source of this 2747-nucleotide messenger RNA. It is a transcript of the gene EPOP, whose product is annotated as elongin BC and polycomb repressive complex 2 associated protein. NCBI's taxonomy places the organism in Eukaryota, Metazoa, Chordata, Mammalia, Diprotodontia, Vombatidae. The coding region runs from base 491 to 1723 and encodes 410 amino acids. Gene Ontology annotation, biological process: neuron fate commitment. The record is from RefSeq and is a predicted model, not a curated record. The transcript has a single exon.
AGCUGGCCGGGAAGAAAGGAGCCCAGCAGAAGGUACCGCCAGCGGGAGCCGAGGACUGGGAGUGCGGGGGAGCCUGGGAACUUCCCCGCCUUACUCUCCAGCCGCUUUGUUUCCCCAGCCUCUGCGCUCCUGGCUUCUCUAGGGGGGCUCCAGUCUUGGCUGGGGUGAAGGCGGCUAGAGGAAGGUUUCCUUCUUCCCCCUUCCGGGGCGUUGCAUCAUGCCCCGAUCCUCUGACCGGGUGACUGUCUACGCCAAGACUCGCGGAGGACCCAGGAGUUCGGUGGCCUGGCUGAACAUGUGAGCAGACGAAAGAAAGGGCAAGAAGACAAGUCUAGGGGAUUGCUGGGAAGCCGGCGGGGGACGCCCCAAAGAAGAGACCUCCCGUCGAGGGAGGGGCAAUGUUCUCUUUUUCUGCGGGGCCUUGGGGAAGCGUGGGUACCAGACCAGUGAGAAGAGGACCUUCCGUGUGGGUGACCCUCCAGGCCUCUCCAUGGAGACCCUACGCCCCGCGUCUCGGCCAGCCGUCCAGGCCGUCCCCCGGGCAUCUCCGUGUUCCCCUGCACCCCGGAAACCACGCCGGGGCCCCCAAGAAUUCUCUCCUCUUUGCCUGCGCGCCCUUGCCUUCUGCGCCCUCGCCAAGCUGCGGGCCCCCCAACUGGGCCUCGUCCGCGGGCUGGAGGGAGUGGCCGGGGACAGUGGUUUGGGGGAGCUAGGGCCUCGGGCGUCAGUGCUCGUGGGCCCUCUUUGCGGGGGCAGCCGGGCCCGGGAAAGCCUAACUUGGCUGCCGGCUAAGCCCGGUACGUCGGCUGGCUAUUCUAGCGAUUCGGAUUCGACCAGAGCCGGCGACUUUUCAGACGGCGAGGACUUGGGCACCCGGGUGCCGAGUUGCAGCAGCGAGGAGGAGGAAGAUCGUGCACAGCCAAAUAUUUGCUUUCGCAGGACCGCACUAGCCUGCCCAGCUCUUCCUCCGCUUCGGGAUUCCCCGUCGUCUCCUGCGCAAUUCACCCCUAGUUUGGUCCCGCAGCUCAGUACCUCGUCCUUCACCACCGCCAUUCUGCCCCGGGAGUCCAGUCCUCAAUUGCUGCCUCCUCCCCUGUUGCCUUCUGACCCCCAGAUUGGCCAGCGGAAGCUGGGAGCCCCGGGAGUGGAGUCCCAGCAAUUGCCCCUUAACCAGAGGAACGAGGUCAAAGCUGCCUCCCCCGAGGACAUUUCACCCUCUGUGCCCUCUGAGACAUCAGACCCUAGCCCCGAGACUGCUGCGGCCAGUGGAGCUCCGGCCCCCUCGGAAGAUCCCCGGAGGGAGCAUUUCGAUCGCUUAAUUCGCCAAUCGAAACUCUGGUGUUAUGCUAAAGGCUUCGUGCUGGACGGGCCGAGUUUGCGAAGAGUGUCUGACCGUCCAGCCUCGUCCCCAACGAAAACCCAGGCUGGGGGACCAGUAAAAAAACGCCGGCGGCCCGUAACUCCCCAGCGCAGCGCCCAGGCUCGCCGUCUCCCGGCGUCGCUCCCGACCAAAAGCUCCUUCAGCCUCCUAGGCAGCUUUCCCUGUCCUCCAGCUCUGGUGGUGGGAGAAGACGGGGACCUGAGGCCCGCAUCCUCGCUAAGGCUUUGUGGCUCCUCCCGACCGCCCCCGGCCCACCCGCUGUGGAGAUGGCAGCUAGGAGGACCCGCCAUCCCCGAGCCUCCCAGCCUCAAGUUCUGGGGGCGCACACUGGAAAGGCUCUGAAUGGGGAGAGUUUCCCCACAUUUUUUUCCUGAAAGCGGGGAAGUUGCAGGGGUCUGCUCGUCUGGAGAGGGUGGGCAAAGAGCCCAGAGAGCCAGACAGCUUCUCCAAACUCCUGCUCUUCGCUGGGGAUCUCCAAGUGUGCCAGGGAGCCUGAUGGAGUCAAGGUGAAGUACCCAGCUAUCUCUCCUACCGCACCCCAGCGACACCUCAUCUUUGGGGGAGAGGAAAAGAAGCCGGAACAGGCACGGAGAGCGUAGUUCCAGCUCUGGGCUCUUCUUUCUGGCUUGUAAGGGGGUGGGGUGCGGGGGACCGCCUCGGGAAAACAGCUCAGAGUUAUUUAAAGGAAAGACCCCGGAGAUGAAGAAAACACUUCUGUUCCAGUGAGAGAACAGAAUGGGGCGGGGGCUGGAGAGGCAAUCUGUAGCUAGAGGUGACGGAAGGGGGAUCGAUCCCCCCACUACCCCGCCUCCAAUUCGGGGACUCCUGGCACUUUAACUGCCUGCAUCCUUUCCCCUCCCUCUCCUUCCCAGGUUUUUUCUCUUCCUUCAACCCCCAUUGGACAAAAGUAGCAAAACUCUGUAACAGCCAGUUUGGGGAACUGGGAGGCCUACACCUCUUCAUCUCCUUCCCUAACCCUCAGCUCAGCAACACUGGUGACCCCAACCAGAGAGACCCCUCUCUUUCUAGCAACCAUUCCCUGCCCCCUCCUACAUCUGUUUUUUGUUUUUCCCUAUCAUCACUGUUUUCCUCUUCCUUUGGGGGAUUUCUCAAAUAGGGGAGAGGGGGAGGUUGCUUGGGAAGCUAGAUCUCCCUCCACCUCCCCCGCCCCCAAUCCUGGAGUGUGUAUGGGGAGGGAGGGUGUCAAAGGGAAUUGGAAAGGAUUGGAAAAACAAACUGUUCGGGGGCUAGGCUCUGCUUCUGAAGGGGAGGGGGAAGCCCCCCCUUCCCAAUCUGCAGACUUUGAGGAGGGGGUGAGAGGCUGUCUCAGGGAAAGCAAUGGAUGGAUGAAGAAAUCAAUAAAAUC